This is a messenger RNA of Scheffersomyces coipomensis, 2178 nucleotides long. Its product is annotated as LicD family-domain-containing protein. NCBI's taxonomy places the organism in Eukaryota, Fungi, Ascomycota, Pichiomycetes, Serinales, Debaryomycetaceae. The transcript has a single exon. The record is from RefSeq and is a predicted model, not a curated record. Bases 1 to 2178 code for a protein of 725 amino acids.
AUGAUCAAAUUAACCCAAUUCAAACGAUCAAGAAUAGUGCUAGUGUUAGCCCUUAUUAUAAUAAAUGCUUCCUUAAUCACAUAUCUACGAUCUUACCGUAAUGUGGAAGAAAUCAAUAUCAAUCCCACCCCAUAUCGAAUAAGGAAAUUACCUGGAGUACUUUCAAAAGAACAAUUAAGUAUAUUUGAUAAAAGUCAAAGUAAAUUUAAUAAAUUUAAUAAGAAAAUAGAGAAGAUAUAUCAUAAGAAACAAACUGAUGAAAAGAAGAAGAAGAAGAAAUAUGAUGAUAGACAUUAUGAUGUGGUGAUUAAUGAAAUUGAUAAAUUCAAAAAAUAUAAUUAUUUUGAUCCCAAAUUCACUUUCAGUGUGAUACUACAAUAUAUCAAUGAUAAUAUAACCAAUCACCAUACUCUUACGAAACAAGUUGAUUUUCCUUAUUUUAAUUGGAAUGAUUAUGUUGAUUUAUCAAGUUUGAAUCAAUAUCGAUAUUCUCCAAAUAAAUUAGCUUGUCUUGAAUUUGAUCAAAGUUCAAAUGAUAAACUUAAAGAUAUUAAUCUGUUCAUUAAGAAAAAUCAUCGAUAUUGUGUGGAGGAUAAUGAUAUUGGUAAAGCGAUUCUUGAAUAUGGUGUAUCUGAUGAAUUGAAACAAAAAUUAAUACAUGUCCAAGCUCAAGAUCGAUUAUCUACUGGAUUCCAUAUGUAUAGACCUCCUGGUCGACAAUCAUUAUUUGGUCGGAGUAUUAUUGGUAAGAGUUAUGUUCAAGAUUUUAUGAAUCCUCCUUCAAGUUUAUCAUUAUUAUUGCCGGGAGAUGAUUUUUUAAAAGUUACUAUUAAUACGAAUGAUAAAUUCAAAAGGACAAGAUUAGUAGAGAGUAAAUUAUUUGAAGAUUUGAUGAAGAGGAAUAAGAAGAAAAAGAAGGGGAAAUAUGAACUGAAAUUUAAUUUAAAAUUGGAAUUAAAUCGAUUACUUAAAACAUUAUCUAAAGUGAAAAAAUCCAAAAAGAAACUGAAACAACAACAGAAACAAAAUCAUCAACUUUCAUUACCUUAUCAAAUUGAAUUACCCGUAACUGAUUUCAUCAAUAAUCUCGAUGAUCUACCGUCAUCUUUACAAUUAACCAAAGAAUUCCAAACCUCCUUAAAUGUAUCAUUUAAAACCACCAAACAAUGGCGACAUUUUGAAGAAGCUUAUAUUUCAGAAUCAGAACAUAAUCACGCUAAGGGAGGACAUAUGGAUUGGAGAUUUUUUAAUCAGGAAUUACUUGAUGAUACUGAAACUCGAAAAAUUGUUAAAUAUAAUCUUGUCAAAGCCUGGUUUAAAUUCAUUAAUCGGAAUGGAUUUAAAAGUUGGUUAGCCCAUGGGACUUUAUUAAGUUGGCAUUUCAAUGGUCGAACGUUUCCAUGGGAUUUGGAUAUUGAUGUGCAAAUGUCCUUACAAGAAUUCGUCCAAUUAACCAAUCAAUUCAAUCAAACCAUUAUUGUUGAUUUCGGAAAUAAUGUCAAGGAUUCACCAAUUAGGUAUGGAAGAUAUUUACUUGAUUGUGGGACAUUUAUAACUCAUCGACAUAAGGAAAACGGAGCCAAUAAUAUUGAUGCUCGAUUGAUUGAUCUUGAUACGGGGUUAUAUAUCGAUAUAACAGCUUUAAGUGCUACUGAACAAAGUGCAAGUGAAGUCCAUUGUCGAAAUGAACAUCAUUACAAUCUUACCGAUUUGAAUCCCUUAAAAUUAAGUUUAUUCGAAGGUGAAUUUACCUAUAUUCCUUAUAACUAUAGUAAGAUCCUUAUGGAAGAGUAUAAAUCUGAUUGUUUGACGAAAUUACAAUUCCGAGGUCAUAAAUUGUUUCAUAAUUUAUGGGUGGAAGAAUAUGAUUAUAAUGAUGAGAAAUUGAUUGAUAUUAAUGUGGAAGAAUAUUAUAAAUCAAUCAAUUUAAUUCAAUAUCAUCUUUAUGAAACUUUCUAUCCUAAUAGUGAUAAAUUCCAUUAUUUUGGUAACCUUGAUAAAUCCAUCACGAUGGAAUAUUUAUAUGAUGAUUAUUAUAAUUAUAAACCCGAGUUGGAUAUUAAUGAGGAAUUGAUUCGAAUUGAACAAGAGGUUGCAUCAACCAUAUCGAAAGAAGUUAAACGGAUUCAAUUAUUAAUGAAUAUUAGAGAAGGUCGACGAAAACUGGAGAAAACUUGA